Messenger RNA from Mycena citricolor, 2258 nucleotides. The record is from the annotation of a GenBank genome assembly. NCBI's taxonomy places the organism in Eukaryota, Fungi, Basidiomycota, Agaricomycetes, Agaricales, Mycenaceae.
UGUUCCGAGUCCGGACGACUCUCAGGCAAUGCUGGUCGUCUUCAGCACCCUAUUUCUAGCCGGACUCGAGGUCUCCGCCUCCCUCUCGGUUCCGGUGGAGAAGGACCCAUGCGCAGCGAUCGCGGGGCAGAAAUGGGUGUCGCCGGCCGAGGCACGCGCCUGCAUGUUCUCGUUCCCCGUAGACGAAGCAGUCAAAGCUAGCACGCUUGAUACCCUGAACAAGACCCUGGCUUUCCACACGUCGGUAAACUACCAGAUUCUUGCCCCAGCUCCGUUCCAGGAUGAAGUGCACGAAGACAUCGUGGCCGACCUCGCGCGGAUUGCUCAGACAUCCUACGACUCUGACUUCUCUCUCCACUUCGACGUCUACAGCUCAUUCAGGCGUCUCAACGAUGGACAUUGUGCUGUUCUGAACAUGUGCUACGACUCUCUCUAUGUCACUUAUCUUCCAACACCUCUCGUUCUUCUGACCUCUGCCGACGGUACACAGGCCGUUCACAUCGCGCCAGAGGCCUUCACCGUUGCGUCAGCCGAGUUUCCCGAUCAGAUCGAUUUCUGGCAACAGGCUCUUUCCAGUCCGUUCAAGGGACAGCUGGAGUCUCUUUCAGGUGCCGAAGUCUUGGAGAUAAACGGACAGGAUCCGUUUGUCGCCGUGAACAGCAGCGCGAGAGUGGUCGGUGGAUAUCAAGCCUUUGGCACCCGCCAAAAUCUUUUCUUCUCUAACUAUCAGAGGGUCGCAGGCGGCUGGUCGUACAACCUGGGCAAUUUUGCGACCCAUAUUCACCCUCUGACUGAUUCCGUCGAACUCACUAUCAGGCUUGUCAACAGCAGCUCCAUCGAGCAUGUCACGAUCCCUUACCGUUCUCGGUUCGGUUCUGCGUCCAGCAACUUUACUGACUCGAACUCUUACCGAGCAAACAACUGUGUCGCCAAGAAGAGCAGCAACGGGUACGACUUGUACGACCCCGCCGCCGUGUUGGAACAUUCUCUCGCGCCGCCGCUGCCCAUUCCAACUGUUCUCCAACAGCAGAAGAUGCGUGGGAAACGACACGCCGUCAACGAGAUGCUGGAUCUGGCUCCGCUCAUCAAUGCCGAUCUCCCGGAACAGAUGCUUCCGACGCCGGUGGCUCUCAAUGAAAGCUAUUCCGUGGCACAAUUCUAUCUCCUCGAGGACGAGCUCACCGGUGUGCUCGCUCUGGGAAGCUUCUCCGCGCCCAGUUUCGAGAAAUUCAUGGAGAGUCUCUUGCUGGGAUUACAGGCGCUCAAGGCGGGUGGCGCAGAGCGGCUGGUUGUCGACGUUUCGAACAAUGGCGGAGGGUAUAUCUGUAUUGCUCACGUGAGUUCACACUGGUGCAGGGGAAUGUUUCAACUGACGGAUUGGACAGUGGCUGCAUCGGAUUAUUGUCGGACCAAAGAACACCACCGAGCCGCAAGCCGGGCUAUACACAAGCAUCCGCGCACGUCCUUGGCCCAGCUGAUUGUGGAAGCCGUAAACAAAGGCGGCGAUCCGGAAUCACUACUCUCCUACAACCCGACCCACUGGCACAAUGCGACCCAUCUCCCGUUCUCUGUUGACUCGCACUGGCUCAGGCCGACGGUCAAUCUGACCAUCAACGGGCGCGAAGACACAUUCAGUCCCCGACUCGGCAAUGAAUGCCAGCCGUUCGAGAUGGCACCGCCCGAGGAAGCCCUCUUCGACCCAACUAAUGUGGUGAUCAUGUCAAACGGACGGUGCGGAAGCUCGUGUUCACUGUUCAGCAUCACAAUGGCAAAGCAUGAAGGCGUCAAAACCGUUGUUGUCGGUGGCCACCAAGAUGUGAGGCAACAAUAUUGCGGGGUCGUUGGCGGGCAGAGCACCAAUUACGUCGAAAUCGACAAGGAGAUCAAGGCGAGCAGUCUCUUACUUGGAGCAACUCUCUCUCUCUUUAUUGACGGCAUGACCAGUCUACCGGACUCAAGAAUCACACCCUCGCCCCUCCUGACUUGUAACGUGACAAACAGCUACAUGGGGAUCACUUGGAGAUUAGGCUUCGGCAUCGACGAUGAAACACAGCCUGAAGAGUGGCAGGACCAUCCAGCUGACUACAACCUCCCACUAACCUUGAAGACGGUCAACAAACCAUCUGAGUUGUGGAAAUAUGUUGCUCAAACAGUUUUCACGACGGAAACAGAAUUGGGUCCAGAGUCAGCUCAGUCACGCUUCUCGGUAUAAUGGAUGUAAUUGCUAUUUACGGAUGACAGGCGUACAUACUUAUACA